This is a messenger RNA of Lytechinus variegatus (green sea urchin), 462 nucleotides long. Its product is annotated as histone H3, embryonic. Bases 37 to 447 code for a protein of 136 amino acids. The transcript has a single exon. The record is from RefSeq and is a predicted model, not a curated record. NCBI's taxonomy places the organism in Eukaryota, Metazoa, Echinodermata, Echinoidea, Temnopleuroida, Toxopneustidae. Gene Ontology annotation, molecular function: DNA binding; structural constituent of chromatin; protein heterodimerization activity. Gene Ontology annotation, cellular component: nucleosome.
UUGAAAAUUAUCAGUCGUAUAUCUGAAGAAUCAAUAAUGGCACGUACCAAGCAGACCGCCCGCAAAUCUACUGGAGGAAAGGCUCCACGCAAGCAGCUCGCCACCAAGGCAGCUCGCAAGUCCGCCCCAGCCACCGGCGGAGUCAAGAAGCCUCAUCGUUACAGGCCUGGAACCGUCGCUCUCCGUGAGAUCCGUCGCUACCAGAAGAGCACCGAGCUUCUCAUCCGCAAGCUCCCCUUCCAGCGUCUGGUCCGUGAGAUCGCCCAGGACUUCAAGACCGAGCUCCGCUUCCAGAGCUCUGCCGUUAUGGCUCUCCAGGAGGCCAGCGAAGCUUACUUGGUCGGUCUUUUCGAGGACACCAACCUUUGCGCCAUCCACGCCAAGCGUGUCACCAUCAUGCCAAAGGACAUCCAGCUUGCCCGCCGUAUCCGUGGCGAGCGUGCUUAAAUUUAUCGUCUCCUA